CAGGAGAGAAUAGCGUGGAAGGGGAUAUGGAUUCUUUUUCGUCGCCGCCAAGUGGAGCAUCGUCCCAAUUCUCGACGAAUGACAUAAUGGACCAGGUCAAAACUCAGCUUGAACAGGCAUACGCUGAGCAAUUUCUCGAGACAGUGAGGGACAAAUGCUUUGACAAGUGUAUCACCAAACCAGGGAGCAGUCUAAGUGGAAGUGAAGGUAGUUGCAUCUCAAGGUGUGUUGAUCGUUAUAUUGAGGCCACUGGUAUAAUAAGCAAAGCUCUCUUCAGUCAACGCUGAAACUGUAGUUGCAUAGAUCUCAAAGUUUGCUUGCUUGGAAUGCAUCUCUUUAAUUAUUAUUAACUUUUGAUACCCUUUGUUAUUUUCCAAUGUUUUAAAGAAGGUUUUCUACAAGUAUUUUGUAAACGAUGUUCUUCAUUAAUACUUUUGUCUGUUGUGGAUGGACAGCAAAAUUGUUUAUCUAUAGCGUACUACCAUUAAGGUU
Molecule: messenger RNA, 492 nt
Organism: Solanum verrucosum
Lineage: Eukaryota; Viridiplantae; Streptophyta; Magnoliopsida; Solanales; Solanaceae
Product: mitochondrial import inner membrane translocase subunit Tim13
Exons: 2
Coding region: 27-287 (86 amino acids)
Source: RefSeq, a predicted model, not a curated record